Cladocopium goreaui is the source of this 1101-nucleotide messenger RNA. Lineage: Eukaryota; Dinophyceae; Suessiales; Symbiodiniaceae. The record is from the annotation of a GenBank genome assembly.
AUGACAUCCAACACCCUGGUCUCCCACCUGGACUACCACGAUCCGGACAGUUUUGAAGCUGAUCGUAUUGCCCAGGAAAGGAGAGAAGAGAGGUCACGCUCAGUCGCAAAAACUGGGGCUGUGGCAAAGGGGCCAGUUGAGCCAAGGUAUCCUCCAAGGGCUGUACCAGCUGCUUCUGUGGCUGGUGGAGAGUCAAGGAGGGGUGUGCCGCAGAGGCAGGUCACUGUGACCCAGUCCUCGGUGGUGGUGCCUGCUCGGCCGAUUCCGCCGCCUCCAGCUCCGAGUGGUGCAGCUGAGGGCCAGUGGCAGCUGUCUUGGGUGUGGGUUCCGAAUUCGGAAGAUCCUGGGGCUGCUUCGUCGGUGGAUAGGUCGGCGGCUCCGACUGCUCCACCAAAGGCACCUUCAAGGAGGAGAUCAAGGUCGCCAUUGAGGAGGAAGAGUCCAAAGGGUGUUCCUGCAAAGCCUAGCAAGGCAGGUACAUCUGUGGCCGAGGCAGAAACUCCAGUUGCCAAGGCCGACACUCGGGUGGCUGAGGCUCCAAAGGAGAGCGCUAGGUCGCCAAAGGUGACAGGGGCAAAGGCUGUGUCUGGCACAGCUGAGGAGGUGAUAGAAGUUGAGGAGGAGCCUGCGAGGAGCUCUUCACCCCUUCCGACAAGGAAGAAGAAGGCUAGAGGAGGAGCUCCAGAGGAAGGGUUUGACUUCUGCGUGGUGUCCUUCUCCAGCAACGUGGGUACUCAGAGGCAGACGCUUGACGGUGCUACGAACCUUCAGGCCCAGCUAGAGCGCAACUUCACGCAGAUCUCCAUUGUGCCUCGGAAGAAGACCUCGGACUACGCCAGGAAAGCGAGCAUCACAGGCAAUUGGGAGUCCAAGGCAGAGCUUGUCCGGGAUCUUGGGUGUGCUAUCUACAUCGACGACCAGGAGGAGUUGUGCCAGGACAUCAGAUCCUUGCAGUCAAGUCGUGCUGUGGGGAACAGGGUCCAGACUGUGGUUGCAAGCAGUCGUUCUCCGACGGACUCGCUGAAGCCCCUUGCCAAUUUGGUGAAGGACAAGGAGGUCAGUGAGUUCCCAGUGCCAUCGGUGCUCAAGUCCUUCAAUUGA